Messenger RNA from Coregonus sp. 'balchen', 6796 nucleotides. The record is from the annotation of a GenBank genome assembly. Lineage: Eukaryota; Metazoa; Chordata; Actinopteri; Salmoniformes; Salmonidae.
AUUUAGAUAGAAGUCUCACAGUGGCACUCAGCAUACCAAACUCUUUUCUCUGGAGCAAGCUUCUACACAUCGGACCAUCAAUACCACAGACCAGCAAUCAUACCCCUGGAAUAAAAUUAUACGGAAUCACUUUAACGUGGUUGAUAGUCUCUGAAAUAGUUUUAUUCGGUUCAGCAGCGCACCCAUCAAACACUGGUAAGUGUUUUGUGUUUAACAGGCUAGCUAGUUAGCGAACAAAAAAAUAAAAUAAAAAAAAGCUAUCCAAAUUGGCUUUGUAACGUUAGCAAGCUAAACACAUUGAUGAUCGAAUGGAUGGGGUUACAUUCAUGUAAAUAACAGGUCUGGAUAAAUUAUAGGUGGCUGGUGUACAUGCGCAAGUUAGCGAGAUACCGUUAGGUAGGUAGGUAACUAGCUAAUAACAUCGAAGUGCUGGCUCCCACUGAAACGUGUGGCAAGUUUUAAACCCCCUAAAUUACCGUGUGGCAAGUUUUAAACCCCUACGUCUAUACGUUACAGACCACAGUUGGGUCCGGAAUUAUUGGAUCCCUUUAUAGAUGUUGAAAAAAAAAUACAGAGCUACAGUAGCUAUAUUGUAUGCUGCAAAAAAGUUAUUUUAUACUUUACAAUACAAUUGCUCCGGGAAAGAGAUUUUGUUUAACAAGUUUAAAAAAAAGUACACCUCAAAGAUAGUCUCCCCUGUUCUCAAUACUUCAGCACCCUCCACUUGCGAGGACAACCACACUGGCCUUUUUUCUAAAAAGUUUUAUGAGAUUGGAGAACACAUUGGGAGAAAUCUUAGACCAUUCCUCCAUUCAGAAUCUUUCCAGAUCCUUGAUAUCCUUCGUCUGCGCAUAUGGACUGCCCUCUUCAAUUCAAACCACAGGUUUUCAAUGAGGUUCAAGUCCGGAGACAGAUAACCAUAGCAAAAUAUUGAUUUUGUGGCCAAUUAACCAUUCUUUGUAGAUUUUGAUGUGUGCUUGGGGUUAUUGUCUUGCUUGAAGAUUCACUUGCGCCAAGUGUCAGCCUCCAGUCCUGGCAGAGGCAACCAGGUUUUUGGCUAAAAUGUCCUGGUACUUAUGUACAGGUAAAGUUCAUGAUGUCGUUGACCUUAACAAGGGCCCCAGGACCAGUGGAAACAAAAUAGCCCCAUAACAUCAAAGAUCCACCACCAUAUUUUACAGUAGGGAUGAGGUAUUUUCUGCAUAUGCAUUCUAUUUUCGUGUCAUGACCAUAGCACCGGUUCCAAUCCAAGUGCCAAUGCUGUUUAGCAAACUCCAGGCGAUGCUAUGGUCAGAUGAUGUGAAAAUAGAGCUCUUUGGCCACGCACACAAAUGGUGGGUUUGGCCUGUAAAGCUAUAAAUCCCCCCAGUCCCGCAUCAGCAUAGCAGUAAAGAUUACUCACACACCACAAAAAGGGUUCUGAUUGUGAAAUGCCGUUUUAUUCACUGAAUAAUUUUCUAUGGUUGCUUUUGGUCCUUCAGUAUCCAGAUCUGCUGCUAAUCAUCCCUCUAAAGAUUAUUGACUUUGGUCUGGUUACUGUGAUAACUCUCUGUGAUUUACAACUGAUAAAGGGCAGCCAGUUGCAUAUGUUUAUACUCAUAUCUGGCAGAUCCUAUACGUGGUAAAAGUUGGGAAUAAUGUGUCUUUUGUAUCUAGUGCGGUGGACGGCUAGGGGCCAAUUGCGUGUGCAUGUGUGCGCACGCUCGUGUGUUGAGUGACGGUAGUCCCAGGGAGUUCCAUCUGACCACACUGCACAUAGAGCCCUCUGUGAUUUAGAGACAGCGUGGCAGCAUGGGUAGAGUGAGGGGCAAACUGGCCAAAUAGAGGUGGCUUGAUUUGCUCAACAGAAUGUUCUUAUUUAUUCCAUUGAUACCCACUGGGGAAUCCAACUCGAAAUCUUGAAGCUAUUGCCAUGAAAAAAUCUCUCGGGCCUCCACCCCGGCCGUAUUCAGCAGCACCACCUUGUUAUAAAAUCCUGGGGAGAACCCUGCCAAUGCCAACGUUUUUACCUCGAGGCUGGAGCCCUUCUCAAUGAUGUGCUGGAUCCAGACAUCCUUGGGAAAGGACAAACUCAAAGGCCAUGUGUGCUGGCCUAAAAUAAAUAUUUUCGAGGCUUUCCCUUGGCUAUGACCGUGAUGCUCCCUCCCUCCUCACAAGGACAUUUAUCACUUUGUUUAUUUAAUUAUUUAGGUAUGUACACUGCAAUUCAGCUCUUAGAUGCCAAUGUUGUACACUAUGACAAACAAAACUUUACUUACUAUUAUGGCAAGUUAUAAGAAAAUGCAUAUUUGUAAUUAACACCCUGCUUGUUAAAGGAUGUCAGUAGUGCCAGGAGUUAAAAUAAAUGACAGACCCAUCUGUAUUUGCUUAGUUUCUGUUUAAUGGAAAUGUUGGAAUAAUAGCGAUUUUAUCACUCAAUCCAUUGAAAAAAAUAGUAUUUAGACCCCCAUCUUACGUGAUUGUAUUUUCUUUCUCGAGUGGGAGAAUGGUGGAGGUGAGGAGGAUCUGUUGUAUUGGGGCUGGCUACGUGGGCGGUCCCACCUGCAGCGUCAUCGCCCAGAUGUGCCCUGAGGUGACGGUUACCGUGGUGGAUGUGAACGAGGACCGCAUCCGUGCCUGGAAUUCUGAUAGCCUUCCCAUCUUUGAGGUGAGUCUGAAACGAUAUUAGUACAAGAAACUAUCGUAAUAGAUCUCAACUUAGUAGAACUUGUCUCAACUGCAGGAAAUUACGUAAAAUACAAUUACUCAUUCAUGUCCAGGUUUCUCAAAGAUCUGUCCUAACUUGUAUUGGUCUUUCCAGUAUUUCCAGCCACUUGACUUUUGAGCUCUCAUGACACUUUUGACACUUGUGCUCUAACAACAUCUCCUUUCAUUCUAGCCUGGACUCCAGGAAGUGGUGGACUCAUGCCGUGGGGUCAACCUUUUCUUCUCCACAGACAUUGAUGAGGCCAUAAAAAAUGCAGACCUGGUCUUCAUAUCUGUAAAUACUCCUUUUCAACACUUUCCUUUCUUAUAAUGUCAAUUGCUUUCCUUGGAAGUAUUGUUAAGAAGAAUGGGUCUCAGUUUUGCUUUCUUUGAAGGUAAUAGUAAUAAUUUGGUGGUUGCUUAUAUUUGUCCUAUUUCACACAUGUACAAGUGUGUAUUAUAUGCAUGAAUUGGAAAUGUUUUUUUUUUGCAUAUCUCCCCCUAAGACCACCUCGACGAGUGGGGUCACGACCAGGGUCAGCAAUUAGGGUUAAGUGCCUUGCUCAAGGGCACAGACAGAUUUUCCACCUUGUCGGUUCGGGGAUUCGACCUAGCGACCUUUCGUUAACUGGCCAACCACUAGGCUACCUGCCGCCCCAGAGUGAUGGAUAAAGAUCCAUGAUUGAAUCCACCUGAAACAUUUCCCCCUUCCUUUGCCAGGUCAAUACGCCUACGAAGACAUUUGGGAUUGGUAAGGGUCGAGCAGCGGACCUGAAGUACAUAGAAGCAUGUGCCCGGCGCAUUGCCGAUGUCUCCAGCGGCUGUAAGAUUGUUGUGGAGAAAAGCACAGUUCCUGUACGUGCUGCUGAGAGCAUCCGCCGCAUCUUCAACGCCAACACCAAGAGUAGCCUCAGCUUCCAGGUGAUUUCAGGGGACAGGGUUGCAUGGGUGGACGGACUGUGUAUCAAACGUCUACAUUCAUCUGCCUGCCAUGUCUUCAGGUCUUUAAAAGUAUGAUCUUGUUCUCCUGCAGGUUCUCUCAAACCCAGAGUUUCUUGCUGAGGGAACAGCCAUCACUGAUCUGAAGAAUCCAGACAGGGUAUUGAUUGGGGGGGAUGAGACUCCUGAGGGCCAACAUGCUAUUCAGGCCUUGCGGAGCAUCUAUGAACACUGGGUCCCCAAGAACAAGAUCAUCACCACCAAUACCUGGUCCUCUGAGCUUUCCAAGCUGGUAUUUAUAUGUCCUUCUGUUAUAUCAGUACAAUCUCAGGUCAGCAGCAUUACGAUCUCAGACACCUCCUGCGACGUUUCCUGCCUUUAUUCAUUGGCUCACUUCUCUAUCCUUGGUUUUUCCUUUUCCAUGUUUAUAGGCAGCCAAUGCCUUUCUGGCCCAACGUAUCAGUAGCAUCAACUCUAUCAGUGCCCUCUGUGAGGUAACCGGUGCUGAUGUGGAGGAGGUGGCGCAUGCCAUCGGGACAGACCAGAGAAUAGGCAGCCGCUUCCUGAAGGCCAGCGUGGGUGAGUGGGAGAGAAGCAAGGCUGGAGUGGUUGAGUUGUGGGGCAGUAACAGUUCAGUUGUGGUUGGAUGAGACCAUUGGAUGACUGAGUGGUUGGGUUUCAGUUAUGGAAAAGUGGGAUUUGAGUGGAUGAGUUCCGUCAUGAUACAUUCUGUGUUUGUUUUACAGGAUUUGGUGGCAGCUGUUUCCAGAAGGACGUCCUCAAUCUUGUGUACCUAUGCGAGGCAUUGAACUUACCCGAGGUUGCAAGAUACUGGCAACAGGUGUGCUUUUUUCAUCAACUCAUAGUAGUGCAAUACAGAACUCGCUUCUCAUUUGAUAAGACAUUCCUGUAACACUUUGUUUUACAGUCAGUAAAAUACAGUAUCACAAUGACAGAAAUGUUGAACAUCUCAUUGUUGCGUCUCCCAGGUUAUAGAGAUAAAUGACUACCAGCGAAAACGAUUCUCCUCACGGAUAAUCAACUGCCUCUUCAACACAGUGACAGACAAGAAGAUAGCCUUGCUCGGAUUCGCUUUCAAGAAAAACACUGGCGAUACAAGGUAUGGAAGGGCAUUUAAAAUAUUUAUCUGCUUACAUCCAAAGCUAUGAGCGUAUUGUCCUUCUGCCUCCAAGCUUAUACACUCAGAUAUCCUUGUGUGCAUUUUGUGUUCAGGGAAUCCUCUAGUAUCUACAUCAGUCGCUACCUACUGGAAGAGGGGGCCUGUCUACACAUCUAUGACCCCAAGGUUAAAGCGGAGCAGAUCAUGCACGACCUGACUCAGCCCACACCCUCAGAAAGACAUGACCCCGCCACAGGUAGCCACAGUGUUCUAUAGUAAAGCAAUAAGAAGAUUAACAUUAUUAUGUUUAUUGAAUACAUAUUGAUAUUUCAAAGGGGUGUUCUGUUCUCUCUGCGUUAGGUGUUAGUUUCCAUACAUAACGUGGGAGACUUUUUUUUGCUAAUUCUAAUGAGAUGGGAUUAAUGUUUGUUGUACAAUUGUGUGAAAAAGUUGUAUUUGUAUGCAUGAAGUAACCCUAAUUUAUACUCGCUCAUCCUAGUUUCUCGUCUAGUCACCAUCGUCACUGACCCAUACAAGGCUUGUGAGAACGCCCAUGCAAUUGUGAUCUGCACAGAGUGGGAUGUGUUCACGGUGUGUAUUUCAUUUUUUAAGCUACUCACUCAUCAAUUAGACAUCAAAUAAAAACUGGCAAGGAGAUGACUCUGACCACACAGAUAUUUUGGUGCCACUUAUAUAAUAACAUAAAGUAGUUGCAUUGGAUUGUUCACCGAUGAAAGGGAUCUCUCAAUGUAAACCAUGGAGUCCAUAUUUGUACUGCAGGAGCUGGACUAUGAGAGGAUCCAUAAAGCCAUGCUGAAACCUGCCUUCAUCUUUGACGGCAGAAGGAUCUUGGACAGCUUGCACGACCAACUCCAGCAUAUUGGCUUCCAGGCGAGUAACCACGGCUACAGUAAAAAGUAUAUGUUUUAUUGUCACAUACACCGGAUAGGUGCAGUGAAAUGUUGUUUUACAGAGUCCGCCAUUGUAGUACGGAGCAAAUUAGGGAUAAGUGCCUUGGUCAGGGGCCUGUCGACAGAUGUUUCACCUCGUCGGCUCGGAUAUUCGAACCAGCGCCUUUUGGUACUGGCCCAAUGCUGUAACCACCAGGCUACCUGCCGUCCUACAGUAAGACACUGAACAAUGUCUAGGAUUCUGAUGAGAUUAUGAAAACACCCUAGGGCCAAAAAAAAGGUUGUCUUUGCUUUUGGAAGGCUGUGCUGACAAAAAGCCAACGAUCCAUUUACAGCAGCUCCUCUCAACUGCUUAGUGAGUCCCAUUAGUAUUUGAAAAGUAAUAGACGGUCCAGUAGUUUCCAAAGUAACUGUUUGUCCUUUCCAGGUGGAGACUAUUGGGAAAAGAGUUAACCAAAGAAUCCCCUUCACUGCCAGUGGCGACAGGUCAGAAAUGGACCAACCGCAACAAUUGAAGAAGAUCAAACUGUGAAGUGUUCUUACGGGACAGGAGCGUCAGAGCCGGCUCCGUGCAGUAAUAUAUUAAACCAAGUUAUCAUUUUGCUGUAAUAUAUUAAAUCAGUUGUUUCAGCACCCGCAUCAACUUGAUAGGAUGACUUCAAACAAAUAAUGAUGUUAGCUACAAUGAAAGAAAGGCCUGGAUAAUGUUUGCGUCAGGGUUGAUGACCUUGUUUGUCGUCUACAUGCCACAACAAUAUCCCUUCAACCUUAUGCUUCAUUUCUUUGUUUUGUGCAUGUUGGACAACUACAAGGGUUUGGAUGUUUUACUUACACAAGGGGUAAAGCAACUUAAACUGAUUUCAUAUGUUUCUGUAUUUGCCCCUUUUCAAGUUUUCUGCCUAAAAGUAUUCCUGUAUUGAAAGCAUUUUUUAGAUGACAGAUUCCACUUUUCUUACUAAAGAUUAUGUAUUUAGUUUUGAUUAAUUUCAAAGCAAUUUUUAUACGAGAUGGUGCUGGUUGAAUGUGAACUUAAGCGGUGUGAGUGUGAACAUGAAACCGAUAAUGCAAUAUUAUAAUUAAAUGUAUUUUUAUGCAUGAACUCUGUAAAGGAAAACAUUUAUCUAUAGUUUUUACAUGCAGA